Salvia miltiorrhiza (redroot sage) is the source of this 1521-nucleotide messenger RNA. RefSeq names its product probable membrane-associated 30 kDa protein, chloroplastic. Bases 255 to 1289 code for a protein of 344 amino acids. The transcript has 10 exons. The record is from RefSeq and is a predicted model, not a curated record. NCBI's taxonomy places the organism in Eukaryota, Viridiplantae, Streptophyta, Magnoliopsida, Lamiales, Lamiaceae.
UUCCUCGCCUUACAAACCACAAACAAAAAGAACAAUUAAAUCGGGAAAAAAAAAGAAGAAGAAGAAGAAAAAAACAGAAAACCCGAAAGCAAGAGCCACUGUGAUUCUUGCAGAACUAUUUCGCUCAAUCUUCUUGCAAUAUUUGAUUGAUUCAGAGAGCUUCUGUCUUCUGCUCUCUCCAUCAAGCUGCGUAAAUUCAUUUUUGCGGAGAAAAUAAAUAAAAGAAUAAAAGAAGACAACAAUUAUUGACGGUGAUGGCCGUAAGAGCGCCGAUAGCAGGGAUAAGCAUGGCUUCCUCUACGGUUAGCCCCCCUGCUCCGUCGUGCAAUAGAGGGGUCAUUGUGCCGUUCAGGCCAUCUUUUUUCGGUCGUGGAGUGGGUACUCCGAUAUAUACAGCUGUACGACUGUCUUACUCCAGUAGAUCCCGAUGUAACAGCCUUGGUGGGGGUGGACUUGGUACUCAGAUGAAUCUUUUUGAUCGGUUUGCUAGAGUUGUUAAGUCAUAUGCAAAUGCUGUAAUAAGCUCCUUUGAGGAUCCUGAGAAAAUACUGGAACAAACCGUUAUAGAGAUGAACGACGAUUUGAUCAAGUUGCGUCAAGCUACAGCACAAGUUUUGGCUUCUCAGAAACAGAUGGAAAACAAAUAUAAAGCUGCACAACAAGCUUCUCAAGAUUGGUACGCUAGAGCGCAACUUGCUCUGAGUAAGGGUGAUGAGGACCUUGCUCGUGAAGCUCUUAAGCGUAGAAAAUCUUAUGCUGAUAAUGCAAAUUCUUUGAAGGCUCAGCUUGAUCAGCAGAAAGGCGUAGUUGAGAACCUUGUCUCCAAUACAAGGCUGCUGGAAAGCAAGAUACAAGAGGCUAAGUCUAAAAAAGAAACUCUCAAAGCUCGAGCUCAAUCAGCCAAAACUGCAACAAAAGUGAGUGAGAUGUUGGGGAAUGUAAACACGAGCAGUGCUCUUUCAGCGUUUGAGAAGAUGGAAGAAAAAGUUAUGGCGAUGGAAUCUCAGGCAGAAGCUCUUAAUCAACUAACCAGCGACGAGCUUGAAGGAAAGUUUGCUUUACUAGAAACUUCAUCAGUCGAUGAUGACCUCGCGAGCUUGAAGAAAGAACUCUCCGGAAGCACCAAGGUAACUAACUGUAUCCUCAGAAACACUUACAAUCAACGUGUCGGUAUCACAUUUAUCGAGUUCACCCAUUUCUGUCGAACAGAAGGGAGAGCUUCCAGCGGGGAGACCCGUUGCAGCAGCGUUGAAGUUUCAAGACCCCGAUAUCGAGAAGGAGCUGAAUGAACUGAGGCAAAAGACCAAGGAAUAUUAGUUGGAGGUAUGAAACCUUAUAUUGAGUGUUAGGAUAUGCUGAAACUUGAAUUCUUGAGUUGCAGACUAGCAAAAUAGGGACUUGUGUACAUUAUGUCUGUUAUUUAUGCAGUUGAAAUAUUUUUGGAACUGUUCAAGUUAUCUCAACUGUUAUAAUUUCUUGUAAUGAUGGAAUAAUUACGUUAGUUUACUAAUUUUGGCUGAA